AUGGCUUUGAUUGGAUACUUGAAUGAACUUGAGUGGCAUUUUAUUAUCGAAAGAUUCGCGGGCUCAAAUUCAAAAUGGCGUUCAAGCAGAGGUGAUUUCGGAAUCUCUUCAAAGUUUGUUUCAUUUCCAAAAAAUCAUGUUGAUUAAAUGAGCGACAUUUAUUUUUGUCACAUUUAAGGUUGUCUGAGUUCAGGUCCGCUCUCGCUGCGAAAGAGAUUGAUCUUAAACAUCUCCGAAGACUUUGCUUUAGCGGUAUGUUGUGAAUAAUUCCUAUUUAUCAUGAUGAGUGUUGUGGUCACAUCACAUUAUCUGUAACUUAUCCUGAUUAGAUGUGUCAAUCUCCUAUUUCUAUUUUGCAGGAAUUCCUGAUGGAUCUGGAAUUCGAUCGGUGUGUUGGAAGGUGAGCAGUGAAGUUUGAUGAUGGACUCACGCGAAAUUUGCGUGGCUUCGAUCAACUCAUCAGCUAUUCUAACAAUUUGUGGAUUACCUUGGAAACCUUUGGCAGUACAAAUUAUUCAUAUUCUCAACCAUCAGCUUUUCGAUGGCCUUAUUGCAUUAGGGUUAGGGUUAGGGUUAGAUAACGUUUUUAUAGGGAGACUACUCUUGAUUUGUCUGUAUAUUACGAGUUACUGAACUUGGACAUGAAAUUGAAAAGUGGAGAAGAGGAACCCAAGAAGCAUGCCAUAAGGAAGAUGGAUACUGGGAGUUCAACUUUGAAGAACUCAUAGCUUGCAAUGCACUUUCCUUUGUUACAGUUGAACCUACUUGAAGCUACAAUAAGUGGCACCAUAUUAAGUAGUCAUCCUGUAUUAAGGAGCAGUUGUUUAAGUCCCAAGAUUGAUUCACCUUUAAGUACUUUAACUUUCACCUCUAAUGAGAGUCACCUCUUAAAGGUGAAACCAUGCACAUUUUAACACUAUUUUCAACAAACAUACCACGAUUCUUUCACAUGCUUCAUGUGCAAUAAGACUUGGCAAUGUUCCAUUUCUUUGAGAUGUUAUAAUUGCAAUGUAAUAAUAAGAUGUGAGAUGGAUAUUUAGGAGCUACAUUCUAAGGUGAUGUAAAAAUUUCAAAGGAAUUCUUUUGAAUUCUAUAGUUCUUCUUCUCAACUAAGUGAAAAAAGUCAGUAUUUGUAAAUAUAUAACAUACAACAAGGACAGUACAAGUUAUUGACCAACUCCAGUUAUGCUGUUGUUGGAUAUUUUCAACACACAGCACAGAACAUUUCAAUGCAGGGAAGUCCUUUUUCCAUGGCAGCAAGAAUUUCUGAGUUCGACCUUCAUAUCUUUUUACUUUUUCACUGCUGUUUUUUUAUCUUUGGGGGUUCAGAUUCUCUUUUACUGCUGACAUUUGGUAGGUCAAGUAAACUUGCUAACAUUGAGUACACUGACAGUGAAAUGAGUACACUAACAGUGAAAUGAAGCAUGUGAACUGAGUUUAUUUCAUACAGUUGUUAGGUGAUUCACAUGGAAGUGUGAUCACAAGUGUCACUCUCCAGUGCUCUUAAGCUACAUAGUAAUUAUGUUUGUGUUUGACUUUAAUUUAAAGCAAAAAGAAACAGAGAGUUUUGGAAAACCAGUUUAGUUUACAACAUCAAGAGAUGCCUGGGCAACCCAGAACUCAGUUGAAAAAAUUGUCCCCUAAAUUGUUAUUGUCCAGUGGGACAAGUACUUUUGAUGUUCCAUUCUUCCAAGAUCAAAGCAUAGAUAGCUGGGACAGGCUGAUGAUUGGAGAUUUUUUUUCCCUGUGCCAUGUUGAAAUUUUACUAUUAGAAUUUUACAGCACCUUGGAAUUUUUUUGUCCCCUAAAUUGUUAUUGUCCAGUGGGACAAGUACUUUUGAUGUUCCAUUCUUCCAAGAUCAAAGCAUAGAUAGCUGGGACAGGCUGAUGAUUAGAGAUUUUUUUUCCCUGUGCCAUGUUGAAAUUUUACUAUUAGAAUUUUACAGCACCUUGGAAUUUUUUUGGCCUGACAACUAAUUGUGAAAUAUACUUAUCAAGUGCUUUAGUAAAUGAAUUGAAAUUUCAAUGUUUUGUUUUACCAUUGAAGCUCCUUUUAGGUUACCUUCCUCCGGAAAAGGAUCUCUGGCCUGAGACACUCAAAAGACAGAGGUUAGCUGGCUAUUUUGUUACAAUAGUAUUAUGAAUGAAAUCUCUAUGGACAGGAAUGUAGCAUAAAGUACUUUUUCCUAGAUUGAGAUAUGUCAAGUCCUUGUCAGACUAUCUGCUUACAUGUUUGUUAUACAGCUGGGCCAGGUUGUUGGAAAGGGGGCUACUGGUAAUCUAGGAUUUAAAGUUAAACUUGGCUCUAAUUUCUCAUGUAGAAGAGCAUGUUCAAGAGCUACAUGUAAGAUUUUGUUGAGGUUUAUCUCAAUAUGACAUUAGAAACUAACAGAAAAAGAUUAUAAAAGAAAAAUGCCCUUGCAAAGCUUUUAAACUAAAUAAAUUUACACUAACCCUGGGUCAGGUUAAUCAUGUUUUUUGAAUAACCUGGCCCAAAUCCUUUAGCUCAUUCUGAUAAACAAUUUUAUUUUCAGAUCCACUUACAAACAGUUUGUUGAAGAAAUUAUCAUUGAACAAUGUAAAGGAACAAAGUCUGGAAAAGAUUCCAAGGAAUUUGAUGUUGAUCAUGUAAGAGACCUAGCUGAAAUGAUAUUCUUUAAGCAAUACAAUCCUUUUUUUAUACCAUACUAUCCCUGUAAAGGAGAAGCCUUUUAUAAAACUCUUCCCCUCCCACACCCCUCAAAAAACAUGAUGAUGAUGAAAAACAUAAGGAUCAUGAUUAGGAAAGGGAAAUGUAUGCAACAGUGGUUUUAAUUGUGUUCCUCUCCCUAAGCAUAUUUAAAUCACUCAUGCAUAUGAACUAGAGCUCUGUAGUUCAGUGUAUUUUUUUAGUUGUUUUUCCUUCUGGUUUGACAUUGUGUAUGUCUCUUUUGUUGCUAAUGAGCAUAAUAAUGAUAAUGGUGUUUAUGCUGCCACAUUUGAUGAAACAUGAAAAUUUUAAUCUUAUUAUCUUGAAAACUCACUGAUCAGUGUGCUCAAAUUCUGUGUAAAAUUCAUGAAAAUUAAUUGGGUUUUUUUUUCAUUUGAUCACUUGCUUUAUCAAUAAUAUCUGUCCAGAGUGGCUCUGAACAUGAUACAUAGUUUUUGCUAAGUUCCAAGAUCUAAGUCCCCACAGUCAGAACAGUGCUGUUCCACAGUCAUCCAGACAGUCAGUCACACAGACACAGGUUUCCCAGAAAUAUCAAAUGGCUGGGAAAACCGAUCACUGACUCUUUUUUGUGAUAUAUACUCAGGAGGAACUCUUGAAAAAGUUUUCAAAAUGGAGACUUAUCCAUGUUUUGAAAAAAUUCACCAGCAGUUGUAAAAUGAGGUUGAGUAGACAUUUUUAAGAGACUUGCAUGGUUGCUUUGUUUCUUGUUACCAGUCUCACACAUAGUACAUUCACAGAACUGAUCACCUUAUGUGGUUGAGAAAAACUUCUUGUCUGAUUUGUUGAUCAUUCAAUGUGCAAUUCAAGAUGUUUGCACACCAGCUGACUGACUUACACUAUUCACUUCAUUUGUUAAUAAUGGAAACAGGACUUUGUGCCAUCCAAUUCUGUGUUAAGUUCUACAAGUGAUUAACAAAAUCCGGAAACCACAAAGUGGGAGUCCAAUUUGUUAAUCAUGAGUAUGAUAACAGACAGAAUUGGACGAGACAUAGUCCUGUUACCAACUAUUCAUAACCAUUACAAUUUCUGAAAAAAAAACCUUUGAACAAAUAUCUCCAGGGGAAGCAAUGUCUAAAUUUAAAAGUUCCUCCAUUUUGGAAAUUCCCCAGUUUUUCUGAAGAUAAGUGGUUGUUGCUUUGGUUAUUGUGAUCAGUUCUGUGAUUGGCAGAUUUAGCUGAGUGGCCUAAGUUGGCUGCUUCAACUGUCCGAUUACAGCCAACUGUACAAUUACACUGUCCGAUUACAACUCUACAAAUUAAUUAGUGAAAAAUUAAGAGGUUAGUGCACCAUUCACAUUUGUGGAAAUUGUAAUGGUUAUGAUUGAGGAUGUUUUUGUUUUAAUUUAUAGCCUUUGAAUCCAAAUCCUGACAGUCAGUGGCUUGCCUUUUUUAAAGACAACGAAGUGCUGUUGCAAAUUGAUAAGGAUUGCAGGUAUUUUAAAAAAUUUUUCAAGCAUUAAUUGAUCAGAAAAAAAACAAGGUCUUGAUUAACUGGUAAAGAAAUUCUAGCUCAAAUUAUCUGCAAUUGGCUGGUGUGCUAUAAAUUUGGAGAAUCCAAGGGGCUAUAUGUAGUCUUCAUAAUCAUUUUCAUUGGAACAGAAACUUCUAUCAAAGUAGAGGGUAAUGUUAAACCAGUCUGGUCCAGAAGGUAUGAAUUAGUUCAUCCUGAAUCUCAUAUGGCAUUUAUCACUUUAUAAAGGUAUUAGGUGAACUUUGUUGAGCUCUGCUGCAAAUAUGUGUCUCCUUUUGUCGAGGUAGGCAUGACUAUAAUAAAUUGAUAUGAGGUAAGGAAGGGGCAAUCAAAAGUGCUGCAAAUGAACCAGUUCAUGAAGUGGAGUUCUGUUGCUGAGAUUAGUUCAAAUAAGUUAAUGAUUUAUUUUAUUUUUCCUAGAUUUCAGAACAUUCAACAAUCCUAAUAUCUAACUGAUAAUAUUAGUGACUCAUCAAUGUCUAAAAUGUUUGUGAAACAUUAAUUGGCUAUCAUUUCUAAACCAUCCAUUGAUUACUGAAUGAUUACAGUCAUGUUACUAGUAUGUCUCGUUAGAGAUACAAUUGGUGAAAAUACAAGGGAAAAACAUCUUAGAGCUAAACUGUAACAAUGCUCUGAGUAUUGUCAGCCAAAGGGCAAAUUGACUGUUUUAAUAACAAUAGGCAAUACUCACAACAUUGAUUUAAAAGUUCUCAGUUAACAGAUUUUUUUUCCUAGGAAAGUAAGUAUAGGGAUGGAGCUUGUGAGUUGCAUUUAAACCAGCUAUGGUGAUAGGGACACUGGUUUGUUUACUCUUUGAGUGAUCCCUUUAUUUUUUUUUUCAUCGUUGUUGUUACAGGAGGCUGUGUCCAGAUAUUUCCUUUUUUCAAAUAGCCACAAAGUAUCCUAACAAGAAAGUCACAACUGGUAAGAGAGAGCCUUUUUUAACUUUUAAGGGUUUAAUCCAGCAUAUUUCUAAAAACAUGGGCAAAGAAACAAAGAAACAAUCAAACAUAAGGCAAUAAGAGGAAGGCUGUCAGCACGAAACAAACAAAAAAUGAUUGAGUAAUUUUAGAGAAGUCCUUGAUAUCUAUAGAAGAGUACUUUCUAGGUCAAAUGUUGAAUUCUGGUUUUCAAAAUUGAUUGGUCAGUUCUGCUGUGAUGUCAGAAGGACUGAAACCUCCAGGUGUAAGCUAUUGACAGUCAGUUGAAGAAAACAAAGAAAUACAUGAAAAAAAAAUGUUUUAAUACAACAUUGACUGAAAUAUAAUCUAUACAGACUAUUGCUAGAAUUUAAUUUGGAAUUUAUUUGUGCACUUCCAGAAUUAAUUAAUUGCUUUCUACACAAUGAUAUAGGUUGGGACAUUUCAGUCGCUUUAAAUUUGCUUUUAUUUGUAAAAGAUACUAUUUGAUUAACAAUAUAUAAUAUCCUGAUAAAUUAGGAGAAGACAGAGAUUUUGAAACCCUGAGGGAGCGUGUCUUGCGGACCCAUCUAGAGGCAUCUCAUGUUAAUACCAACAGAAGUGGACUCAAAAACGUAAGAAGAAACAGGCCAGGUUUUAUUACAUGAUGGGUGAUAUAAGGAUUCAAAAUUCAUAAUUUUCUGCGAUAAGAUUUAAACUUUGAUGCCAUGUACUUUAAUUUUUAAAUAAUCCUUUCACCACCGAUUUCUUAUUGCCUGCCAAAGAAGUUAUUUUUAAUUAAUUAAUGAGGAUUCAAUAUGGUUGUACUAUCCCUUCUGAAAUAGUUUACAUUUCUAAAAUAACAAAUUACAUCCUCUGGUAAUCUUUUGAGUCUGCUGCAACUUGUGUGGAUUUUUUUUGUUCUUGCCACAUUUUGAUGUCAUGUAAUUAUGAUUUUUUACUGAACAGAUGCAUGACAACACAGGAUCUAUUUGCUACUUUGAGUUAAGAUAAAUAUAUGUUAUUUGCCGGCUGGGAGGUCCAUAUGGUGAAAAACUGUGACCGAGGUCUUGAAAAUACUGCCCGAGGCCGUAGGCUGAGAGCAGCAUUUUCAAGACCGAGAUCACAGUUUUUCACCAUACGGACCGACCCUUAGCCGGUAAAUAACAUAUUUAUUGUUUUUAAACUUGACGAAAUUCUUUCCGAGAGAACCCGAAUGACUUAUGGCCAUAAAUAUGGCAAGAUCUUCCAUAAACUGAACAAUUUUUGAGUGAGUAAAUGGUAGUUAAAAUAGAGGUGAUGCAAAUUUAAGAGAGAUGCCUCAGCGAAACAUUUUCAUUUCCGUAACAAUAAAGGUGAUUUAAAAGGCUUCCAAACAAACUUUGAAACAUUAUCUUCACAAUCAAGUAUCUGAAAAAAAAAAAAAAAAAUCUGAACAGUAGUUUGGCAAGGACUGUCACGACAAUGUUUUCUUAAAAAUCAGUUAAUGAUCUGAGUAAAUUCAAUUUUAUUUUGAAGUUGUGAGAAAGUUUGUAAAUUCAAUUUUUAUUUUGAAGUUUGUUUGCUGUUUGUUUGCUGUAAUGGCGUGUUUAACUCUGAUCUUUCCUUCACAAAACUAAAUUCGAAUGGCACACUCCAACGAGACACAAGGGAAUUUAAUGCAGCCUUUUCUCAAUUCCUUCAAUUUCUGUUGUGUAAUUUAAGGUACAAAUGUCCAAAUUGAACGGAAUUGGAAAGACUCACCAGGAGCGUAUAUUUGUUGUAGAACUUAAAUUAAAACUUCGCUCGCUUUUUUUUUACUAUGAACAAAUUGCUCAAGAAAAUUCAGAUAUUAAAUGAAUGAAAGUUCCAUCGUUCAGUUUAACUGUAACCAAAUACCUCACGUUUCAACUUUCUGGGUACUUUUUGUGAACGAUUAAAAUUAAUUGCAGACGGUUUUUAGGCCGCUUGUCAACCAACAUAAUGACACUAUUGUUUAUACAAAUUCAUUCUGAAACCAAUAUUUUUCUGUCAACCAAAGUGAUUUGAUAGAGAGAAAAGGGAGGAUUCAUAAGUUAUUUAUCGGCUUGAGGUAAUGACCGACAUGUUUGCUUAAAAAUACUGCCCAGCUGGAAAACGAGGUAUAUUUAUGAAAAAUGACCACGAAAGUAGGGAUGUACUCGGCGACUCACGAAAGCGUUACCGUGGCCCAUGGGCAGAGAUAGGAAAAUACUGACUGGGUAAAGAACCAAUCAGAUUGCAAGAUUCGUUACCGUGCCCUCUAAAAAAACAAUAAAUUUAGAUAUUGAUUCCACAAUUAUAUUGAAAUAUUGCUUCAAAGAUGGUAUAUUUUCUUGUUUUAAGUUAUCUGCACCAAGGAAAAUAGCCCCAGAGGAAUAUUUUGUUCUUGGAGAUGGAGAAGAAGCACAUUGGGAGGUAAGGGAGCUCUUUUCUUUAAGCCUGUUUCCCACAUUGUUACUGAUAAUUGCCAGCUCACUUGGCUCAUUCAAAUGUACAGUUGUAGAUGGUUUCUUGAGUUAUUUUCACUGAACUUCAUUUUUAAUGUAGUCAAAUUGUUCUUCUUCAUACAUGUCACAAUGAUGUAUUUUUAAGACUCCAUUUUUUUUGUAUUGUUGAGAUUCAAAGGUUGGUAUCAAUCAACUGAAACUCUGCUCUGUGUAACUGUAAGACGCCUGCACUUGAUAAUCAAGUUUUAUGUAUUCUUCGUUUUUGUGCUGAAUUUUAUAUUUUAAGUUCUCCAAAAGUGUGGUAGUUAUAAUAAGGUUACUGAUAAAAAAGAUAUAUAUUUAGUUUGAUUAAAUUGCAUAAAAACCUUUAAAAGUUGUCUUGAGUAGGAUUCCAAGGAAAAAAAAUCACAAUCACAGUCUACAGCAUUGAUUUGAAGUUCCAACCUUCCAAUUUUGAAGCAGGAUGCCUCACUAACUGAGCCAAAAAAAUGUCUUUUCUUUGCCUUGGCCUUGUGGAAUAAAGUUUAACAUCUACCUUAAUUUGACAUCCAAGGUCAAAAUUUACCAUCUCUCUAAAUUUACUUGCAAGGGUAAACUUUCCCAGCAGAAUGCACCAGGCCUGGCUAGCUCACCAGUGACUUGUUAGAUUUUUCUUUUCCUAAACUCAUGACAAAAACACCUUCUGAGAAAGAAAUAAUUUGCGUUCCAUUAUUCUUACUAUCGUAACUUUUUUUUGAGUCUCAUAAAAUAGGUCAUUCUAUGGCAAUAUUCAGCACAUGCUCUUUUUUCUGGGCAAUUGCAUGUGCAACAAUUCUUACAAAAGGAUUUACAGUUUAAUGACAUCAAUUCAAGUGAAGUAUUAUGAUAUCAUAUUAAUGGUGUAUGGUUAUAAAUUUCAGGUUGUAGAGAGAAUAUUAUAUGUUUAUGCAAAACUUAAUCCUGGGUUGGGUUAUGUUCAGGUGAGAAAAUGUUUCACAACAUUUGACACUAUAUUAAUUAAAACAUAAUGAUAACACAUGCUUCUUUCUGAUAAUGAUUAGAGAAGUAAAAAUAUCCCAGUGUUUACAGUGUUCAAUGUAAGCCGCUGAACUCAUUGACAACUUCUACUAUAAGCAAUCUUUGACCAAUUGCAGUCUAGUAGUUGGCUAUUUACAACAGAGUUUUCAUAAAGAAAUAUGGUAUAAGGAGGAAAGAAUGAAGUAAGAGCAGAAUAUUCUUCAUGCCUGAGUAAGAAAGAGUUCAAGUCAUUGAAAUUAAGCUAGAGAAUUAAUUAACUCCCAAUGUACAAUGAGGACCUGUUCUUUUAUUAAGUAACGUUUAUUUGCUGUUGUGGAUUAUGCUUUUUCCCAGGGUAUGAAUGAAAUAAUUGGACCACUGUACUAUGUUUUCUGUUCUGAUCCCAACCUAGAAUGGCAAGGUUUGUCAAUAACUGACUUUUGACCUUCAAUCUUUUGGCAACCUUCUUUUCUUUAUAUUAGAUACACCACAUACAAAAAUUAAUGGCACUAGUUGAUUGAAAAUAAAUGGUCAAAGUGAUUUAUUAGUUUAUGUCAUUGUAGUCAUGUGUUACUGACUGUACCAGUAAAUCAUGAUUAAGCCGUUGACUGUUGUUAAUAGAUUAUUUGUCUCUGCAUUGUCAUUUUACAGAAAAUGUUGAAGCAGAUGCAUUCUUCUGCUUUACAAAUCUGAUGUCAGAGAUUCGAGAUAACUUUAUCAAGACUCUGGAUGAUUCAGCUUGUGGUAUAGGUGAGUUUAGUAGCCUGUUACAUGUUGGCAACAAGCAUUUAUCCAUACUGAAAUAGUAUUUUCAGAGAUUUUUUCCAAUUUAUCUCCAUUUUAUCUUAAAAUGAGAAAGUGUAUAUUCCUGCCACCUUUCAGGAAACUUGAUGAAAAGUGUUCGAAGCAUGUUGAAAGAGAGAGACAUCAUAUUGUACAGAUACCUGGUAAUUAUAACUUAAUAAAUUUGUCCACUGAUCACAGGAGUUAGUUCUUUAACAUAAAAAAAUGAAAUAGGGGAUAUUUUAGCUAUGUUAAAACUAGCACCUUUCUUUGUUACAAAAUAUGUUUUGCUGUUUCUAUGCUUCAAAGUAUAGGAAAUUCAAGCAUAGACCUUCAAACACACCUCUUUUUGAAACUCACAAUGCAGUGAAACAGCUUUUGUAGGAUAUGUCAUUUCUUUGUGUUUUCAGCCUUUACUUACCGGUACUUCCUCCAAGUGUUGUGAUUUCAAGAACAAAUUCUUUAUGAUAACUUGAAAUUUACUCUCACUCAGAAGUUGGCAGACUGGGGUGUGGGUCUACUGAACUAAGGGUGGCCCUACCAAGAUCAUAAUGAAUGGCAGGACUGUAUUUGGGAGUGAAAUGUUAAACUGCCUCAACUUUUCCUCCUCUUUGUUCUGAGAAUAUUUUCUAUACAGUGAAACUUCUUGACAUGUUUUCUUUGCAUCUUGCUAUUUAGUUCAACAAGAAUUAUGAUGCUUAAUUACAACAGUUAGCAAAUAAAAGUGAACAAUGUAAUAUAAAACCAUGCUAGAUUAUAAAUGAAACUCAAAUCCCUCAUGAAACUUUCUAGAGGUAGUACAGACUUAACGUAGCACAAUAGAGAUGUCUGCUGAAGACAGGUUCAUUUACAAUGAAAGUGGGAGGAAAAUUUGGAAAUGAUCUACUUCCACUAUGAUUAGGGGUUUCCAUGUUCUAUAAGGCACUGUUAGUGAAGGUUUAAGUGAUUUUUAUGAAGUAUACAUCUAUUUCAGGAAGAGCAACAGAUGAGGCCACAGUUUUACAGUUUCAGGUGGUUAACAUUGCUGUUAUCUCAGGAAUUUGCCCUCCCAGGUACAAGAAAUAAAAUCUAACAAAUUUUUGCUUCUAGGAACUUUCCCUCCUGGAGACCUCCCUAAGUGUCUUCAAGUAAACUCUAUAUGUGGGUUGUGAAUUUUGGGGAUUUUUGGUGGUUAUAUAUUGAACAAAACUUGUGCAACAUGACAGAACUAGUCAUUCACAUAAAGGAAGUGUAACCUUUGACAUUCAAGUUAGAAAAAAUAGUCUGAAACCUCAACAUUUAUUGUCUUUCACUUAACUUGUUUACAGGUUAUGCUGAAAUGUGCCAAUAUAUGCUGAUUAUCAAUUGAAAUUAAGUUACUUUGUUUAACUGCAUUACAGAUGUCAUCAGGGUGUGGGAUUCUCUUUUUGCUGACGAGAAACGUUUUGAUUUCCUGAUUUAUGUGUGCUGUGCAAUGCACAUGUGAGUAAAUUAAGUAAACAAUGUUAAUUCUUACAGAUGAUGAUACUAUAACUUUUGUAAAUCGUGUGCAUUAUCUUGAGUGCAUUUUUAAAGAAGUGAGUAGGACUAACAUGAGUGUAUACUUUUUUUAGGGUGAUAAGGGAUCAACUUCUGGCUGGUGAUUUUGCUACAACUAUGAAACUUCUGCAGGUAUUAAAAAACACUAAUAAAUAAAUAACAAAAAAAAAUAAUAAAUUCCACUGUUCUUGUCUUUUAACCAACCGUCAAAGCUACCCACCAGAUUAAUUCUGAUAUUGCAGUGUUCAUUAGAUAGCACUGUGUCUCCUGGUAGAAGUUCUCUGUUAUCAACUUUUGGUGGUGUUAAUUACUAAUUUUCCAGAGUCUAACAGUUUGACUCACAGUUGAAUCACCAUCACAACCUUUAUGCUAGUGGUUAAAUUUCACUUUGCAGUAAUUUAAACUUCUUUUUUUACUUGUUUUAAGAAUUAUCCAGAUAUUGACAUUCACACAAUACUCUCCAAAGCAAUGGAUCUCAAACGUCCAAGAGUUACGCCACCCAGUCCUUCACAAACACAGCAAAGACAGAAGGGUGGAUUUCAGUUUAAGAAGAGAUGACAACUGUUUCUUCUGAAUAUGUCAGUCAAGUGUUGGAAGAAUUAGCAUUUAAUAAUUAAUUUGUGAUUUUUAAAGAUGUUGAAAUACAGUCCAUCAGUGGUUUUUUUCAAGGGUUUCCUACAAUUGUCAAAUCAGUGGAAUCAAUUACCUUGUUGAUAAUUUUGUGGGUUUUUAAUUUUGCAAAUUUUGCAACUGAAAAAAAAUCACAAAAUUUAAAACUGGCAAACCAAAAUGAUCCCGAAAUUAAAUUUAAACCCGCAAAUUUUAAUCUCACAUAUAGACUUCAAAUAACAGAUAAAAAUGAUCAGCAUGUAAUAUAAGAAAAAAACAUAUAGGAGAGCUAUCAACAAAUACACAAGUUAUUAAGUUAGUUCUAUUUGUAUAUUCUGUCGUGAAGUGACAUUAAUUUGCAAAGAUUUUGCAUAUAAAGUAGAAAAUGUAGCUAUCAUCUUCAUCUGAAUGGCUAGAUUCUUACAAAUUCCUUAGAGUAUGUUUUAUGCAGUCAUCAAAAGUUGACAUUUUGAAAAAUUAAGAGGAGUUGAGAACCCUUGAGUCACAAAAUCUAAUGCCUUUUUUGUAUUUGCCUAUUUAAAUCCCACAAAAAAAAAUCCUGCACCAAAAUGCCAAAAUUAGGUUGCAGUUAGGUACGUGGAAUGUACAAUCAAUCAAUCAAUCAAUCAAUCAGAGAAUGUUGUUGUGAAUAUGCCUUUUAUAUGAGAACGGCUUGGGAAGGGUGAAGGGUGGGGAAUGUAGGCUCGUUUGAUUUUUAGACUUGUGGUAUGAUGAUCUACACCUUUUGAAUUCACUGUGGGGAAUAUGUAGUUACUUACUUUAAUAUGUUCUUACAUAUUUUUCAGAGAUCUUGGGCCACUAAGGUUGACAUAAGUAGUCCUUGAACUGGCUUCAACUCUGUUUUACACUCAAGCAAAAAUGAUAUUCUAAGUACAUGGUAAAUCUGUUAAAGAUGGUGGGGAGGGAGGUUGUUGGUACCUUGGAUGUGAUAACAUUUCUUUGAAGGAAAGUAAAAGUUAUCUUGUCAUUAACUUCAUGUUAGGGAACCUAUCCUUUCAAGCAUUUUAUUUUGAUCCCUUUUGUUUUUGUUUUUAUUUGUUAUUUUCUAAAAUAGGGUUGUUUUGGUGAGAUUAUCAUGUAUGAUGCAGUUGAGUAUCAGUCUAAUACUUUUCAAUAUGAUUUUAACAACAGGAUUAUGAUGAUCAUAAUUGUCCAGAAUUGAUUAGUACAAUUUGUAAUCAAAUCUUAGUAUUUUGGUGCAACAAUACUAAUAUUAUGACAUUCCAUCGCAUAGAAUUAUUUAAAUGUGUUGUUGGUAGAAAAGAUUUGGACUUUUCCA
Pocillopora meandrina is the source of this 12732-nucleotide messenger RNA. The record is from the annotation of a GenBank genome assembly. NCBI's taxonomy places the organism in Eukaryota, Metazoa, Cnidaria, Anthozoa, Scleractinia, Pocilloporidae.